Anopheles bellator is the source of this 7981-nucleotide messenger RNA. It is a transcript of the gene AGO1, whose product is annotated as protein argonaute-2. Gene Ontology annotation, molecular function: protein binding; RNA binding. The coding region runs from base 1 to 2868 and encodes 955 amino acids. The record is from RefSeq and is a predicted model, not a curated record. Lineage: Eukaryota; Metazoa; Arthropoda; Insecta; Diptera; Culicidae. The transcript is spliced from 12 exons.
AUGUCAACGGAACGAGAACUAACUCCGGGGACAACGCAGCAGCUCUCUCUGGCGUACUCUGAUAUGGCAACACACCACAUCCAACUGAACGGAGUAAUAAUGGGAAAAUCAUUCAAUGAAUCACCAUGGACUUCUUCGCCGCCAAGGCCUCCAAGUCCGUCUCAGUCGCAGACCAGCUUCGAUACACUCUCACCACCACCAGCGGGGGCGACGGUCAAUCCGACCACCGUGGCGACCACAACCGGUACGCAGGGUGCCCAAGCGCUGGGAGUCGUCCCGGCCACACCGCCGGCCCCGCCAGAUCUACCAGUCUUCACAUGUCCCCGACGGCCCAAUCUUGGGCGCGAGGGGCGGCCGAUCGUGCUGCGGGCCAACCACUUCCAGAUAACGAUGCCACGCGGCUUCGUUCACCACUACGACAUCAACAUCCAGCCGGAUAAGUGCCCGCGCAAAGUGAACCGGGAGAUCAUCGAAACGAUGGUGCACGCGUACAGCAAGCUUUUCGGUGCGCUGAAGCCCGUCUUCGAUGGUCGCAAUAACCUAUACACCCGCGAUCUGCUUCCGAUCGGCAACGAUCGGCUGGAGCUCGAAGUGACGCUUCCCGGCGAGGGAAAAGAUCGGGUUUUUCGUGUCACGAUCAAGUGGGUGGCGCAGGUUUCGCUGUUCAACCUCGAAGAAGCACUCGAAGGACGCACCCGGCAGAUACCGUACGAUGCGAUCCUGGCGCUCGAUGUUGUGAUGCGUCACCUGCCCAGUAUGACCUACACGCCCGUUGGCAGAAGUUUCUUUAGCUCACCCGACGGCUAUUACCAUCCCCUGGGUGGAGGGCGUGAAGUUUGGUUCGGUUUUCAUCAGAGCGUUCGGCCGUCACAGUGGAAAAUGAUGCUCAACAUUGACGUGUCGGCAACGGCCUUCUACAAAGCACAACCCGUCAUCGAGUUCAUGUGCGAGGUACUGGACAUCAGAGACAUUAACGAGCAGCGCAAACCGCUGACCGACUCGCAGCGCGUCAAGUUUACCAAGGAAAUCAAGGGGCUCAAGAUCGAGAUCACGCACUGCGGAACGAUGCGACGCAAGUAUCGCGUCUGUAACGUAACGCGUCGGCCAGCACAAAUGCAAUCCUUCCCGUUGCAGCUAGAGAACGGUCAGACGGUGGAGUGUACGGUGGCCAAGUACUUCCUCGACAAGUACAAGAUGAAGCUCCGCUAUCCACACCUUCCGUGUCUGCAGGUUGGCCAGGAACACAAGCACACGUACCUGCCGCUUGAGGUGUGCAACAUUGUGGCCGGACAGCGCUGCAUCAAGAAGUUGACCGAUAUGCAAACCUCAACGAUGAUCAAGGCGACCGCACGAUCAGCACCCGAUCGUGAACGUGAAAUCAAUAACUUGGUGCGGCGUGCCGACUUCAACAACGAUGCAUACGUGCAGGAGUUCGGAUUGGCAAUUUCCAACAGCAUGAUGGAGGUCCGUGGCCGGGUGCUGCCCCCGCCGAAGCUUCAGUACGGUGGACGCGUUUCCAGCAUGAGCGGGCAAUUACUAUCUGGUCCACAGAAUAAGGUGAGCUUAGCAUUACCAAACCAAGGGGUUUGGGACAUGCGAGGCAAACAAUUUUUUACUGGCGUCGAGAUACGCGUGUGGGCGAUCGCCUGCUUCGCGCCGCAGCGCACCGUGCGCGAGGACGCGCUCCGCAACUUUACGCAGCAGCUGCAGAAGAUCUCGAACGAUGCCGGGAUGCCGAUCAUCGGGCAGCCGUGCUUCUGCAAGUACGCGACCGGUCCGGACCAGGUGGAACCGAUGUUUAGAUAUCUCAAGAGCACCUUCGGCCAUCUGCAGCUCGUCGUUGUAGUGCUUCCGGGCAAAACCCCCGUUUACGCCGAAGUAAAGCGUGUCGGUGACACAGUGCUGGGCAUGGCGACGCAGUGCGUGCAGGCGAAGAACGUGAACAAAACGUCACCGCAGACCCUUUCAAAUCUCUGCCUGAAGAUCAACGUCAAGCUGGGCGGAAUCAAUUCGAUCCUGGUGCCAUCGAUCAGACCAAAGGUAUUCGACGAACCAGUCAUCUUCCUUGGAGCGGACGUUACCCACCCACCGGCGGGAGAUAACAAGAAGCCCUCGAUAGCGGCGGUCGUUGGUUCGAUGGAUGCGCAUCCUUCGCGUUACGCGGCCACCGUGCGAGUGCAGCAGCACCGUCAGGAAAUUAUCCAGGAGCUGAGCAGCAUGGUGCGGGAGUUGCUGAUCAUGUUCUAUAAAUCGACCGGAGGCUUCAAACCACACCGCAUUAUCCUCUACCGGGACGGUGUUUCGGAGGGUCAGUUCCCGCACGUGCUGCAGCACGAACUGACGGCCAUCCGCGAGGCGUGUAUCAAGCUCGAAGCCGACUACAAGCCGGGCAUCACGUUCAUUGUAGUGCAGAAACGCCACCACACGAGACUCUUCUGCGCGGACAAGAAAGAACAGAGCGGCAAAUCAGGCAACAUUCCAGCCGGCACGACGGUGGACGUUGGCAUUACGCAUCCAACCGAGUUCGACUUUUAUCUCUGCAGCCACCAGGGUAUUCAGGGUACGAGUCGCCCGUCCCAUUAUCACGUUCUCUGGGAUGACAAUCACUUCGAGUCGGACGAGCUGCAGUGUCUAACGUAUCAGUUGUGCCACACGUACGUCCGGUGUACCCGAUCGGUGUCCAUUCCAGCCCCAGCAUACUACGCACAUCUCGUAGCAUUCCGGGCAAGGUAUCACCUGGUGGAAAAGGAGCACGAUUCAGGCGAAGGAUCUCACCAGAGUGGGUGCUCCGAGGAUCGGACACCGGGCGCAAUGGCCCGUGCCAUCACCGUGCAUGCCGACACCAAAAAAGUUAUGUACUUUGCUUAAGUCGUCUGCAUCUCAAGCCACCCGAAUCCGAAUGCACACUACUACAAUGACAAAAUGGUCUGCCGUGGUGGAAGAAAAGGAAAAAAAAACGCCAAAACGAUCAUGAAUACGGUUCAUCCCCACAGGCCACAGGCAAACAUACAUGUAAUUGUAAAGAGAUCUCCUUACCGACACUCUUUCUUUAGUGUGUCAAAAUCAUCGUUGGUUGCCGCCGCCGAUCAUCCAGUGCCGAUUGCCGUAAACUGAACUCGACAUUAAUUUUCACAACCAAUCGGAGCUCUGAGAGCGAAACAAAAGUUACUUCCGACAGUGAAGUAAACUCACGCUUCUCCGAGCCCAACGAACGAUGUCACUAUAUCCUCUAUCUUCUACCUCUGUCCACUAUCCUUCAACAUUUGUUUUAACAAGUCAUCAUGUGAAACGGUCUCUAUUGAAAAUAGUUAUAUUUUUUUAUUAGGUUUUUUUUAUUUAAACCGCUUACAGUUCGGUUUACACAGCGAUGCACCUACUCGAUGAUCUUGUUUAACGGUUUUUAUGCUUUAAGCCCGUUUUGGGAACAAACUUUCAAUUUUAGCGUUAGUUGUUCUAGUUUCAUCAUGUUAUGAAGUCAAUCAACAAACAAAAUAUUCCAACGAAGUGAUUCUUAAACAGCAGUAGUGCCACCGAAAGCUGUGUACCCAGGGCGUAAUGGCGCAUUAUCUAUCAGUGCAUAUGUAGGUUUAAAUGAGCGGCAAGUUACAGGGGGCGUCCGGCACAAGGGUGUUUAGGUGAUGAUAGUUUAGUACAAUUUAGGAAGCAGGCGAUUUUAAUGUCUUAACAAAGUUAUAUCGCGUUCUCAGUGCCCCGACAGUUCAUUCGAAAUGUGCAUCAACCGGCGCCGCGUCUUGCCGUUACUUUUGUCGUCCCAAGCAUCAAACUAUUCUCUUGAAACAUGAUUCAAACUAUUUGUAAUCUAACACCUAGGAGCUCUUGCUUUAGUAGAGUUUUAGUUUACAAAAGGGUCAAGGAAGCUUUCAUUUUGUACAAUUUAUUUGAUUUACAAGAUGAUCGUCUCACCAGAACUACACAACAUGGAUUGAUGUGUUAGGGCACAGGGGUACAAGCUUCAGGUUUUACGAUUCGUACGACCGUUACUCACGAGUGUUUGAAAGUAGAAACGCUGAUGAUGAUCGUUUUCCAUGCGUUGGUUCAGCAAGAUUGGUUCACCUCACCUUGUGUCGUCGAACCACGGAAUGUAGCUCUUCCACAUACACAGGCACGCAGACAAUUUACAUCAAAAGUGCACUUUUGUAUAAUAUGGUUUUUAGUUAAAUUCUCCACACUCUAGUGGCUAUGCCCUUCAAUGGUGCACCCCAUCGUGUGUGUCAUUUUCAGGCAAUUAAGGGAGUAGCGCGAUAAAAGUUAACCACAAAUAAUACUUAUGACCGGGGAACCAUUAUCAUAAUCAUCAUCAUUAUUAUGUACAGCAAACAAAUGAGGACAUGUUGAACGCGCGCAAGAGAGAGCAGGUGUAAAUAUUUGCCAAUUGUUUGUUAUUUCUCGUCAUCCCUGACGAAGCUGCAUUCUUUCUAAUGGCUCCCAAACCCCGUCUUUUCGUAAGAUCAUGAAAACAUACAUUUAGAAAAAAAAUCAUUGUAACACAACAGUGUGUCCACGGAGUGCUGCUGCUCUUUGUAGUAUGCACUCGUCAAACGUGCCGGGAACUUUAGCACCGAUCGACCGGGGCAGCGCGUCCGGGUCGAUCGGACAAAUGAUACAUUCACACAAAACGAUCGCGACAAGCAUAUAUCAAUGCAAGUUAAGUGUUUUAUCUAUUUAAGAAUGUAGUAAAGAAACAAGAGAAUGUUAGUAAUAGCAAACGUGUGCGAUUCUCUCUCAGACUCUACGAAGGUUGCAACGUUCGAUGGUAGUAGAAACACCCUUGUGAGGUGGCACGCACCACCACGCGUCCACCAAACUCUGUGUGUCCUGUGGAAUCAAAGUAGGCAUCGCCACCAGGGAGUGCGUCGAUAAUUGAGUGAAGCAAAAGUUCACACUCUAAACCGCGAACACUUUCACAACACUUCUAUUUCUUAACGUGUAACGUUUUUAACAAUACAUGUUUCAAACACACGGCGGUACUGUAUAUAAAAAAUGUGACAAAUGGAAACACUCAGCACAGUUAGUACGCUUCCUUCCUCGAAUCGACGAAACGCUUUUUAACUGCAAAUGUGUCAAAGAAGAGCAGGCCGGCCGCGCGAGAGUGAAUGGGGUGUAAAAAUAUGCGUAUGAAGAGAGUGGGAAACAAGACAUAUGCGAAUGACAGCUAUUAUGGACGGCCAUGAACGUGUGAAGAGUGAAUUUGCGCCGUGUAUCGAGUUGUUGUUGUGUGCAGCUUUUGGUUUUUCAUCCGUUUGCUUUUUACCUUCUUUCUAUUGUGCUGCUGGUUAGAGUAUAGUUGGGCGUUGGGCAAAUGUAGGCUGCUUGUAGGAAACUGUUUCAUUUUUUCACCAUUUAACUCGUAACGUUCGUGCAGAACCUUCUCGAACUGAGGUUUCUCGAGGUACUAUUUUCUCCUCAUCUCGGUUAUAUCGUCGUGUCCUCCGCGCACACGGCGCGCACACACCGCAACACAGCAACCGAGCAAACAGCCGAAGGCAAUACAAGUCUUAUCUUAUUAAGGUUUCAGUAACACUCGAAGGAUCAAAACAGAUAAGGUAGAGGAAGGCGGCCACCGCAAUGGGCGAAAAUGCGCGUGUAUUUUGAGUGAAACAUGAGUUGGGAUUUUUGUGCGCACACACAGAAAUGUUGUGCAGCGUUUGUAGAACAAGACAUUUAGAGGUGUAAGUGGCGAAAGCUGAGCGAAAACAAAACAAUUAAUAACCUCUUCUUUAGUAAUCGUGCUCUCCGAGACGCUCGUGUGUUAGCUCUCGUUGAGUUUCAUUGGGUAUUGUUUCUUCCUUCUCUGAUCCAAUGCAUCUUAAUCCUAGGGUUAGUGUUUUGAGUAAAAUCUUAGCAAGCUGUGCUCUGCUCCUCGUGUAAGUAGGCUGCGAAUGUUGAGAGCACACGAGUUGUGGGAAGCACAUAACGGAACGCGCGCGAGGGAGGAGCGAGAAUUUUAAAUGUGAAGUGAAGGCAGCAACAGGAGAACUUUCAACAUAAGUUAAUGGCGUGAGUGAAACUUAGUAAAACAAGAAAAAAGGCAAAGACGAAUAUCACAGCUCUAACUAAUGCGUAAAUCUAUAUGUUCAUUAAAUGAUACCCUUUACUAACGGUGGGUUGUGUGUGUGGGUGGUGCCGUCAAGUAAGUGGAAGCCACUUGAAACCGGGAAUUAGAUGUUAAGGUAAAAUAUAGUUACAUACACCGACACGCACACAUCCACAGACACUUAAACACUACGGACAAACGAUGCAAACACACCAUAUGUGCACAAACCAUGUGCAAGGGAAUACUAAAGGCUUUAACGUGAGCCAAUGGCAAGAACGAUGCAAUUAUGCACUAAAAUGGGUUUAAUUAAUACCAAGGAAGCUGUGAGCGAGGUUGCGUUUGAGAGAUCAGCAAAGCACCAUGGUCGGCGUCAUUUACAUUGUCUCUUCCGUUUAGAAUAAUUGUACUCUUAGUGCUAUUCAAUUCCUUUUAUUUAUUUAAGAAUGUUAACGAUGAUCAAAAGGUUUCUCUGUAUUCCGCACGAAAUGGAUUCGAAUCGAGGACUACGAUUCUCGUAACGUUAAUAUUAACCCUCCCCAGUAAUCAUGCAAACGAUUGAACAAACCCGUGGCGCUCGUUGGAUCGAGCGAAACACCAACCGCGUGGCACCUAAAUCGCGUGGACUUUAUCGUAUUUAUACGGCCAAUGGAAGGCCAAAAUUAAUCGAAUCACGGACUUUAAAGGACUUUAAACCUAAGCUGCCCGGAUUGAGAGCCUUUUUUGUCCAUUGUUUUGUUGUUGUAAAACACGCCUCGAUUGGUGUCGCUCGAACCGGAUCGAACCCGUGGACGAGAAAUGCCCUGCAGCCUAGGGUUGCAAUGUUUCUCUUGUUUCUACGCAAUUUGCUGAAGGUUGGAUACACACAAACAGACACUGCAGGAGCACCCCAGAGGUGUAACCGCAAUGCGGGGACACAAGAGUCCUCUUAGGACGGGAGCGAUCAAUACAGAACAAAACGGGACAGCGACCAAAGGAAGCACACAGACACGCCCACACUAAUAUACAUACACAUUUAAUGAUGGGACGAUCUUCGACACAAAGCGCAUAGUUCUAUGCAACUUAUACAAGGGAUUAACGACAUAUUAAGGAUAGUGAAAAUGAAGUCCUAUAACGUCAGAAGCUAAAACAAAUGCAUAAUAGAGGUCGGUGGAGAAAAGAAAAGAAAAUAAUGUGCGUCAUAAUGAAUAAGGGCCAGCCAAGCCAACACAAAGCAGGCAACAGUGUAUUUUAGAUAAAAACGACACAACAGAAAGAGAGUUAAACAUAAAAACCGUGCACCGACAAACAAAAACACACUUACAUACAGAACACAAAAAAGAAACGAAGAAAAUGGAAAACAUUACAAUAAGCUAGCAUGUAAGGAGACAACAUUACUAGGCAUGGCAUAUAGUCGGUAAGAAAUAAAAAACAAACAAAACAAAAGGAUUACAUUUAAUGAUGGAGACAAAACACAAAACAAGGGCAACACAAAAGGCCGUAAGAAAAUUGAGUUUACAGUGGCCGGCAAAGAGCAACGCAACUUGGUGAUGAAUAUUAACAUUAUCUUUAUUAUUACUUUCUGAUUAUUUUUGCCAACGAAACCAUGAAACGCGCGCGCGGAGAGAUAGAAAAGAUACCAAAACAAUUUAAAAUUAAAUUAUGUUCUAAAUUGUGGCCAACCCGGAGGGGCGGGACGCUUCCGGGCGGGCCGGUUUUCUAACCAGAAAAAGAACUCGUGACUGCCGCCGGGGCGGGACGUUACGCAUAGGAUGCCGUGGAAGGUGUUCCGGCGUGUUCCGCCUCGUGCAUCGCAUGGACGGUUGAUUGUUUUAGUUUUCUUUUUAGUUCCGGUUUGCUUGCACACACUCUAGCUUGUGUUUCUCUUAUUUUCUCUGUCUCUGAGCCGUGAGUAAAACAUAAGUUGUAAUAAACAAUCUAUUGAAUGUA